Lachnellula hyalina is the source of this 2100-nucleotide messenger RNA. RefSeq names its product Urea active transporter. NCBI's taxonomy places the organism in Eukaryota, Fungi, Ascomycota, Leotiomycetes, Helotiales, Lachnaceae. The transcript is spliced from 6 exons. Gene Ontology annotation, biological process: urea transmembrane transport. Gene Ontology annotation, cellular component: plasma membrane. The coding region runs from base 1 to 2100 and encodes 699 amino acids. Gene Ontology annotation, molecular function: urea transmembrane transporter activity. The record is from RefSeq and is a predicted model, not a curated record.
AUGUCAUUAGUCCGUCGAAUUCUUACUCUAGGCAAUGUGACAGAAGGUGUCAGUUUACUAUCUCAAGCCACUGGAUAUGGCAUGGUCAUAGGUCUCAGUGUCAUCUUUGCGGGAAUCAUUCUCCUUGCCACCAGAGUCCAGAAGUUGUACCUCCAAGAGGACUCCGGUAAAUCAGAGAUGUUUAUGGUAGCGAAUCGUUCAGUUGGAACGGGCCUCACGGCAUCCGCUGUGUUUUCCUCGUGGAUGUGGAUCAAUGAGACGGUUUUCUCAUCUGUCAUGGGCUAUAAUUAUGGGAUUGCAGGACCUUUCUGGUUUGCUGCUGGCUGUGCCUUUCAAAUUGCCUUGAUGGCCGUUCUAGGAGUUUUGGCCAAAUUAAGAGUCCCAUACGCGCACACGUCUUUGGAGAUUAUUCAGAUGCGAUACGGGGUAUGGGGACAUAUUGUCUUUGCCAUUCUUAACAUUAUUAAUAAUGUAUUUGGAUGUGCUUCGAUGAUUCUUACCGGUUCCCAGCUCAUCGUUGGAAUAAGUGGUAUGCACAUGGUGGCAGCAACCAUUUUACUCCCAUUUGGAGUGGUCUUGUACACAGCUGUCGGCGGACUGAAAGCAACUUUCAUCACCGAUUACCUCCACACAUGUAUAGCGCUCAUCCUCAUCAUCUGGUUUACAGUGGCCGUUCUGGUGAGCGAUGUUGUCGGUGGUGUUCAUGGGCUGUACGACAAGGUUCUUGCGAUCGAAGGAGCGGGGCAGUAUCAUAUUGUGGGGAAUUAUAAAGGCUCCCUGCUUACCUUUAGAUCCAAGGGGGCGUUUAUGUUUGGAGUGCUUCAUUGUUUCGGCAAUCUUUCGCUUAUGACUAUGGAUACUGGGUUCUGGCAGAAAUCUUUCGCUUCUCAGGUUAAUAGUACUGUUCCAAGCUACAACAUCGCAUCGAUAGCUAUAUUCGCAGUACCUUGGGGUCUCGGGACUGUCUUCGGUCUAACGGCUAGGGUCAUUGAGACUCUUCCUAUCUUCCCCACAUAUCCUCAUCCGUUUACUGCCGCCCAAGUUGGUGCGGGAUAUGUCGAGCCAUACACGCUGUACGCAAUUCUAGGCACUGGUGGGGCAGUUGGAAUGCUUCUUGCUCUUUUCAUGUCUGUUACGAGCACGGUCUCCUCUUCGUCUAUUGCUGUGAGCAGCAUACUGUCUUUCGAUCUCUACCGCACUUAUAUCAACCCGAAGGCUACUGAUAGCCAGGUUGUAAGAAUCAGUCAUUACGGCGUAGUCUUUCAUGGGGUUUUCAUCACAGGCAUCGCUCUCGCCCUCAGUUACGGAGGUGCCAAUAUGACUUGGCUGGGUUAUGUGCAACCUAUCAUAACCAGCCCCGCCGUAUUUCCGACAUUCUUUGCCUUGAUGUGGACCGGACAGACUACGAAAGCAGCAGUCAUAUCUCCAAUUCUGGGACUUGCAACUGGAAUCAUUAUAUGGCUCACCACAGCAAAGUCUAUCUACGGUACAAUUUCUUUGGACACUACUGUCAAACAAGCACCCGCACUUUAUGGAGCAAUUGGCUCACUAUUCUCUCCUAUCUUAUACUCACUAAUCGUCUCUUACGCAAAACCGAAGACAUUUGACUGGCGAGAAUUUCUGAGAGUCGAUACACUCAAAGACGACGACUCUUCUUCAGACACCGAUACCACUGCAUCUCCAGGCACUUCUACGCCAGUGCUGGGGGUUUUAUCAAGCGACGAUGAAAAGGCUGGCUACAAGUCUCCCGUGACAAUCAGCACGCAAUGUCGAUCGAUAAAAGACCUGUCACUCGAUGAACUUGAGCACCCAUUUGAUAAAGAGACUGUCGCCGAUCUGAAAGUAUGGUUGAAGAUCGCAUGGGCAUUCUUGAUCUUCGUCAUGGCCGUUACUCUACUUCUCUGGCCAGUGCCUCUAUACCGGAACUACAUCUUCACCAGGUCAUUUUAUACUGGAUGGAUCGUUGUUGCUAUCUUUUGGCAAUUCUUAGCUGUGUUUGCAGUGAUAAUUUAUCCGAUAUAUGAUGGAUGGGAUGCGAUCUCAAAGUCAGCUGUAGGGAUUUACAGGAGUUUAUCGAAGCGUAAAAUAGAUGGUCGGUAG